Drosophila eugracilis is the source of this 3550-nucleotide messenger RNA. RefSeq names its product chromatin-remodeling complex ATPase chain Iswi (gene Iswi). Gene Ontology annotation, biological process: regulation of transcription by RNA polymerase II; nucleosome organization. The transcript is spliced from 7 exons. The record is from RefSeq and is a predicted model, not a curated record. Gene Ontology annotation, cellular component: chromatin; nucleus. Gene Ontology annotation, molecular function: ATP hydrolysis activity; histone binding; nucleosome binding. Bases 182 to 3265 code for a protein of 1027 amino acids. NCBI's taxonomy places the organism in Eukaryota, Metazoa, Arthropoda, Insecta, Diptera, Drosophilidae.
AGCAGCCAACUUCACGCAUUCAUCGUAAUUUCUUCCGAUAGCACGCGCAGUUUUCCCACCAUUCAUUAAAAAAAUCGCAUUGCAAAUUAACGGAAACUGAACUGCAGCACGCUAUUCUGCUGAGGCUAACAUUGUGAAAAAACUGAAUACAAUUUAAGAGACAGACGCCGGCAUUGCAAAUAUGUCGAAAACAGAAGGGGCCGCCGUUGAGGCAACCGAGGAGAACUCAAACGAGACAACGUCGGAUGCGGCCACCAGUUCAUCUGGUGAGAAGGAAGCCGAGUUCGACAACAAAAUCGAGGCGGAUCGUAGUAGGCGUUUCGAUUUCUUACUUAAGCAAACGGAGAUAUUUACGCACUUCAUGACUAACAGCGCGAAGAGUCCUACUAAGCCCAAGGGCAGGCCAAAGAAGAUCAAGGACAAGGAUAAGGAGAAGGAUGUAGCCGACCAUCGACAUCGCAAAACUGAGCAGGAGGAGGAUGAGGAGCUCUUGGCGGAGGACUCGGCCACCAAAGAGAUCUUCCGCUUUGAUGCCUCACCCGCCUACAUCAAAAGUGGAGAAAUGCGUGACUAUCAGAUCCGCGGUCUCAAUUGGAUGAUUUCGCUAUACGAAAAUGGCAUAAACGGGAUCUUGGCCGAUGAAAUGGGUCUUGGAAAGACCCUACAGACUAUAUCCUUACUGGGAUACCUUAAGCAUUUUAAAAACCAAGCUGGUCCUCACAUCGUCAUUGUGCCCAAAUCUACACUGCAGAAUUGGGUGAAUGAGUUCAAGAAGUGGUGUCCUUCCCUCAGAGCCGUCUGUUUGAUCGGCGACCAGGAUACACGUAAUACAUUCAUUCGUGAUGUGCUCAUGCCGGGCGAGUGGGAUGUUUGCGUGACCUCCUAUGAGAUGUGUAUCCGCGAGAAGUCUGUUUUCAAGAAGUUUAACUGGCGCUAUUUGGUCAUUGACGAGGCACAUCGUAUUAAAAACGAAAAGUCAAAGCUUUCGGAGAUCCUUCGAGAGUUCAAGACCGCAAAUCGCCUGCUGAUUACCGGUACUCCACUGCAGAAUAAUCUCCACGAGCUGUGGGCUCUGCUUAAUUUUUUGCUGCCCGAUGUGUUCAAUUCGUCAGAGGACUUCGAUGAGUGGUUCAAUACAAACACUUGUCUGGGUGAUGAUGCGUUGAUCACGCGGUUGCACGCAGUGCUCAAGCCUUUCCUGCUCCGUCGUCUUAAGGCCGAAGUGGAGAAGCGACUGAAGCCCAAGAAGGAGAUGAAAAUAUUUGUCGGUCUGUCCAAAAUGCAACGUGACUGGUAUACCAAGGUGCUGCUAAAGGAUAUCGACGUGGUGAACGGGGCUGGUAAAGUGGAGAAGAUGAGACUGCAGAACAUCCUGAUGCAGCUGCGCAAGUGCACCAAUCACCCGUACUUGUUUGAUGGCGCCGAGCCUGGUCCACCCUACACCACAGACACCCAUUUGGUGUUCAACUCCGGAAAGAUGGCCAUUUUGGACAAACUGCUGCCUAAGCUUCAAGAGCAGGGAUCGCGUGUGCUAAUUUUCUCUCAGAUGACAAGGAUGUUGGAUAUCCUAGAGGAUUACUGCCACUGGCGUAACUACAACUACUGUCGCCUAGACGGUCAGACGCCUCACGAGGAUCGUAACAGACAAAUUCAAGAAUUCAACAUGGACAACAGCGCCAAGUUCCUCUUCAUGUUGUCAACUCGAGCUGGUGGUUUGGGUAUUAAUUUGGCUACAGCUGAUGUGGUCAUUAUCUACGACUCGGAUUGGAAUCCUCAGAUGGAUUUGCAGGCUAUGGAUCGUGCUCAUCGUAUCGGCCAGAAGAAGCAAGUGCGAGUUUUCCGCCUGAUCACUGAAAGCACAGUGGAGGAAAAAAUCGUGGAGAGAGCUGAGGUCAAGCUGCGUUUGGAUAAGAUGGUCAUUCAGGGAGGGCGAUUGGUAGACAAUCGUUCUAAUCAGCUGAAUAAGGAUGAAAUGCUUAACAUUAUUCGUUUCGGAGCCAAUCAAGUAUUCAGCUCAAAGGAAACCGACAUUACAGACGAGGACAUUGACGUUAUCCUAGAGCGCGGAGAGGCCAAGACAGCCGAGCAGAAGGCAACACUGGAUAGUCUAGGCGAGAGUUCGCUGCGCACCUUCACCAUGGACACAAACGGCGAGGCUGGUACAUCCUCUGUGUACCAAUUUGAAGGUGAGGAUUGGCGUGAGAAGCAGAAGCUUAAUGCUCUUGGUAACUGGAUCGAACCACCGAAGCGUGAGCGCAAGGCAAAUUAUGCCGUAGAUGCCUAUUUCCGGGAGGCGCUUCGCGUUUCCGAACCCAAGGCGCCUAAGGCUCCACGCCCACCCAAGCAACCCAUCGUACAGGACUUCCAGUUCUUCCCGCCCCGUCUUUUUGAGCUUCUCGACCAGGAGAUCUACUACUUCCGCAAGACCGUUGGUUAUAAGGUGCCCAAGAACACGGAACUGGGCUCAGAGGCUACCAAAGUGCAGCGGGAGGAGCAGCGCAAGAUCGAUGAGGCGGAACCGCUCACCGAGGAUGAGAUCCAGGAGAAGGAAAACCUGCUCUCACAUGGCUUUACUGCCUGGACCAAGCGCGAUUUCAACCAAUUCAUCAAGGCCAACGAGAAGUACGGUCGAGAUGACAUCGACAACAUUGCCAAGGAUGUGGAGGGCAAGACACCGGAGGAGGUUAUUGAGUAUAAUGCUGUUUUCUGGGAGCGCUGCACUGAGUUGCAAGAUAUUGAACGUAUUAUGGGUCAGAUUGAGCGUGGAGAGGGCAAGAUUCAGCGACGACUUUCUAUUAAGAAGGCAUUGGACCAAAAGAUGUCGCGUUAUCGGGCUCCCUUCCAUCAGCUACGUUUGCAAUAUGGCAAUAAUAAGGGCAAAAACUACACAGAAAUAGAGGAUCGUUUUCUAGUUUGCAUGCUUCAUAAGUUAGGCUUUGAUAAGGAGAACGUGUACGAGGAGCUGAGAGCGGCUAUAAGAGCUUCUCCUCAGUUCCGUUUCGACUGGUUCAUCAAAUCUCGAACAGCUCUGGAGCUACAGCGUCGUUGCAAUACAUUGAUUACCCUUAUCGAGCGUGAAAAUAUCGAACUGGAGGAGAAGGAACGGGCCGAGAAGAAGAAGAAGGCACCCAAAGGCAGCGUGUCCGCAGGCAGUGGAAGUGGUAGUUCCAACACACCAGCACCUACGCCCCAACCGAAGGCUAAUCAGAAGCGCAAGAGCGAGGUUGUGGCCACCAGUUCCAGCUCUAAAAAGAAGAAGAAGUAAAGGGGCACAGAGCUAAGAUAUACCUUGAGAUUCGGCUCCACACUCAGCAUUAGGCAGUUAUAUAGUUAAGACAAGCGAUUACUUAAACAUAUUUCACUCGAUAUAGAUACUUAGUUAUUAAAUCACACCGGAAGCGAUUACACAUCAGUCCCAGAAUAUCUUUUAAACUCCCGCCAACGCAUGCAACAAUAUUAUCAUAGCGCGCCGCUGUAUUCUAUUCCAAGUAAUUAAUUGUAUUUUGUUCUAAGAUCGUAACUAUUAUAUUUAUACCAAUAUUGCAACACA